AUGGCGAACAAGGAAUCCGCCAAAGGCGGUACAGUGACCUCGACGAAUCCAACAAUGGAAAAGAUCAAGACAAAACCAGAUGAACCAAUUUCAAUCACGACUUUGAAUUUGACAAAUGAUUCAUUACCUGUCGUCAUGGUCAAUAAUGCCAAUUUGGGUGAAAUCAAAUCCGCUUUAGAUGAUAUAGUGAAAAGCCAUCUUCAAAAUCAAUCAUUCACUCCUUCAUUACUACAUCCAACAGUUCAUCUAUCACUAGGAUAUUCUUCAGUUAUCAUAGCACUUUCAUCAGUCCUUUAUUCAUAUAAAGUUGAAUUCGAAAAUUCAAAAUCUAUCUUAUGGAUAGCAGUGAUCAUUUAUACGAUCUUACAAAUCACGUUGUGGGGUUGGAAAAGAUGGGUCGAGAAAGGUGAAGUAUUCAAAGGUAAAAGAAGAAGAAUGGUUAAAAGGAUCGAAACUGAUCAUAUACAAAUCAUAUCAUCAACGUCAUUAUCAUCUCCACCUAUACCACAAAUAUCAUUUUCACCACAUACGAGACCUUCAUCACCUACUUCAAUCCCAACUUCACCUAACCAAUCUUAUUCUUCAUCAUUCUCGAACUCACCUACCAUACCUUCUACUCCUUCAUCGACUCUACUAACCCCUCAAACUUCCAACUCCGGUACGAAUCUGAUUUCGUCUACAACCACCACUACAUCUACAUCUACAUCUACAUCUACGGGUGAAGGACCAAGUUAUAUACUUCAAUUAAACCUAUCAACCACCUCGAAUAACGGUAAAUCCCUUAUACAUAAAUCACGUUCCGUAGUGGGUAAAUCAGUAGGAGAAUUUAUCGAUCAACAAGGUGGCGUAGAAUCUGGUGAGGUGAACAGAUGGUUAUUAACCGUUUUAGGUGAAGCGGGUUUAGUAGGUUCAGAAGAAAUUGAAGGUUCCAAAGAAGAAUGA
Messenger RNA from Kwoniella shivajii, 942 nucleotides. RefSeq lists its product as uncharacterized. The record is from RefSeq and is a predicted model, not a curated record. The coding region runs from base 1 to 942 and encodes 313 amino acids. Gene Ontology annotation, cellular component: membrane; signal peptidase complex. NCBI's taxonomy places the organism in Eukaryota, Fungi, Basidiomycota, Tremellomycetes, Tremellales, Cryptococcaceae. The transcript has 3 exons. Gene Ontology annotation, biological process: protein targeting to ER.